This is a messenger RNA of Cyphellophora attinorum, 1140 nucleotides long. Its product is annotated as Autophagy-related protein 29. Lineage: Eukaryota; Fungi; Ascomycota; Eurotiomycetes; Chaetothyriales; Cyphellophoraceae. The transcript has a single exon. The record is from RefSeq and is a predicted model, not a curated record. Gene Ontology annotation, biological process: autophagosome assembly. Bases 1 to 1140 code for a protein of 379 amino acids. Gene Ontology annotation, cellular component: phagophore assembly site.
AUGGCUCUACGAGAGACAACUAUCACAAGUACGUGCUCAGCUGAGGAAGUUGGCAACAGACAGUCUGCGACUCCUUCACCUGCGCCAGUCUCUGUGACGUCAAGUGUAGUAGGAGCUCAGCCUAUGAAGAGGGUCGGCAGUGGUGGCUCUCGUGCCCCGUCGCGUCUAUCAACACAGCAUGCUGGCAGCCCUACAGUGCCGGAGACGGGAACACCUCCAACCCCUGCCAGAAGCAGGACUUCUCUCCCGCUUCGAGGGCCUCCUGCCCCGUCGAUGCAGCCACGAACUUCAUCGAACAGCAAACCGUUGUCCCGCCAGACGUCGAAGGAAGUCGUAUUCCAAAAUCCAUUGUCAAGACGUGGUAGUGUCCAACCUCAACUGUCUCGAUCGCCGGGUCAGGUCAAAGACACAGGUCACGAAUCCGAUGACGAGCCAGAGGAGCAACAAAUGACACAAUCCAAGUUCAUAACUCGCAGAUCAAAUCCGUCCUCACUUCAUCGCAGAAGCGUGUCGCUGCGGAAGGACAAGGCUCUGCAAAGCCCAAAGCCCACAGACGAUGAUGACGAGGACGACUCUUUCCUCGCAUUCGCAUCAGACAUUCCAGAUAACACAUCGUCUCAGCAAACGAUGAAGCUUCAGCAAGAUCCAAGCGCAACUCUACGAGGCGGCUUGGGGGGCACAGCACUGCAACGGCCCAAAACUCACCGUAGAUCAACCUCAGAAAAGAUAGCCUCUCCCACGAAGACCCAGGCGAGUGCUGGAAAGGCUCCUGUUAGACCACAGGCCUUGUCAGCAUCCACCAGCUCUUCUGACCCAAACACUGGUACUUCAACAAGCACUCAGCCCAGCAUGCAGCCGCAUCGAGCAGAACGAACGGCAAAGACACUCUCGCCGCGUCAGCAGGCGACACUUGCAUCGGCUGGGCUUUCACCAAGGCGGCAGGGAUCCGAGUCAUCGCCAAGCAUGGGCUCGAGCUUUAGCGAUUUGGACGAUACGAGUGUCACUCAGUCCGCACUUGAAGAGGCAUUGAUGAGCGGUAUGGGCGGUACAACGAUGGCUAGCAGGGUCAGCGGCAUUAGUCAAGCGCUGAAGAGUCGGUACUUCGAUGCUCGACAAAACGAGCGACAGGGCGAGAAGUGA